CCUUCCACGGACGCACUCCUCCACUUCUUCGACCAAACCUCUCGCGAAAGCUUUUUCCUUUUCUGCCUCAUCAAAUCCCCGCCCCCUCAAAGGAGUAACUGUUUCGUUUCCUUUUCUUCCUUGUUCUUUCGCGAGUUCGCCGGAUCCCCGGGGGCUCCGACGAAUUCCGCAGAGAUUCUCCUCCGAGGACUAACGCAAAUCGAGGAGACCCACUGGCUUGCUAGCAGCUUAGCUUUGCCCACGGUGUGCCAGAAAUUUUUGUCACUAGCUGACUUCAAAUGGGAUGGGGAACCAUCUUAUCCAGGCGCCUCAAAGUUUUUUCCUUGGCAUUGUUUGUCUACUUGGACUAUAAGGCUGUUCAGAAGAGAGUUCAAUGGGUUAGCACUGUCAAAAAGAAUGCCAUAUGGGCAAAGACACACGAGAGAAAUGCUCGUCGUGUUCUCAGCCUGAUGAUAGAGCUAGAAGGUUUAUGGGUGAAAAUGGGCCAAUACUUGUCCACAAGAGCAGAUGUGCUUCCUGAACCCUACAUAAAUGUCCUGAAGCAGUUGCAGGACUCGCUUCCUCCACGCCCUCUUGAAGAGGUUCGUGGAACCAUAGAGAAAGAACUAGGGAAACCCAUGGGUGAACUAUUUGCUAGUUUUGACAUUGACCCUCUUGCAACUGCAUCAAUAGCACAAGUUCAUCGUGCAACUCUGGAAAACGGCAGAGAAGUAGUUGUGAAAAUUCAGCAUGAUGGUAUCAAAGAGAUCAUAUUAGAGGAUUUGAAGAAUGCAAAAUCAUUAAUCGAAUGGAUUGCAUGGGCAGAACCUCAAUAUGACUUCAAUCCAAUGAUUGAUGAAUGGUGCAAAGAGGCCCCAAAGGAACUUGAUUUCAAUCAUGAAGCAGAGAACACUAGGACUGUCUCCAAGAAUCUUAGUCAGAAAACUGAAAUUGGGAGUGGCAGUGUUUCCAGUGCUGUUGAUGUACUUAUUCCAGAAGUUAUUCAGUCGACUGAUAGGAUUCUAAUUUUGCAAUAUAUGGACGGGAUCCGCUUACAUGACAAUGAUUCAUUGGAAGCAUAUGGUGUUGAUAAGAAAAAACUCGUUGAAGAGAUAACCCGUGCGUAUGCUCAUCAAAUAUACAUUGAUGGUUUCUUCAAUGGAGAUCCUCAUCCUGGCAAUUUUCUUGUAAGCAAGGAACCUCCACACAAACCGAUUCUUCUUGAUUUUGGGCUAACUAAACGCAUAUCAGAAUCAAUGAAGCAGGCACUAGCAAAGAUGUUUUUGUCAUGCGCUGAGGGAGACCAGGUGGCACUGCUGUCAGCCUUUGCAGAGAUGGGGCUUAAGUUGCGGGUUGACAUGCCUCAGCAGUCUAUGGAGAUUGCCUCAAUAUUCUUUCGCCAGUCCACUACAGCAAUUGAAGCAAAAGAGAACAUUAAAGCACUUAAUGAGCAAAGAGAACGAAAUGCCAAAGCCCUUCAAGAAAAGAUGAAAUUGAGCAAGAAGGAGGUUAAACAUUUUAAUCCUGUUGAUGCUUUCCCUGGGGAUGCAAUAAUAUUUAUGAGGGUCUUAAAUCUUCUUAGGGGGCUUUCAGCUUCACUAAAUGUUAGGAUAGUUUAUCUAGACAUCAUGAGGCCAUUUGCUGAAUCAACUUUGCUAGGGAAUGUGAUGCGUGGGCCCUCAACAAAUACUCAGUGGAUUUACGACUCAUAUCCUAACUCUGAAGUGGAGUCUAAAUUGAGGAAUCUUCUGCUGGAGAUGGGAAGUGACAAAAUUUUGGGAAUACAAGUAUGUGCAUAUAAAGACGGAAAGGUCAUAAUAGAUACUGCUGCUGGUUCGUUAGGGAAGUAUGAUCCACGUCCUGUUCAACCUGAUUCUCUGUUUCCAGUCUUCUCGGUGACAAAGGGUAUCACUGCUGGGAUGGUACAUUGGCUUGUUGACAAAGGGAAGUUGAAGUAUGAUGAAACAGUUGCUGAUAUAUGGCCAAAAUUUGGAACUAACAGAAAGGAGCUAAUAAAGGUGCACCAUCUUCUGAAUCAUACAUCUGGUCUGCACAAUGCACUGGGAGAUGUGGUCAAAACUGAUCCUUUGUUGGUAUGUGACUGGGAAGAGACACUACAGAAGAUUGCCAAAUGUACACCUGAAACUGAACCUGGUUCAUCGCAAAUUUAUCAUUACCUAUCCUUCGGUUGGCUGUGCGGUGGCCUCGUAGAGCAUGCAUCGGGGAAGAAGUUUCAAGAGAUCCUAGAAGAGGCUAUUGUUCAUCCUCUUCAAAUUGAAGGAGAGCUAUAUAUCGGCAUUCCUCCAGGUGUUGAAUCUCGUCUUGCAGCACUGACAGUCGAUGUCGAAGAACUUCAGAAGCUAUCCGGGUUCCGGCCAGGGCCGGAUGUUCCACCAGAGCUGGUGAGCAGCAUUGCUCAGAUGGCGAGUGGUGUGCCAGCUCUGUUCAACACGCUUAACGUCCGCCGUGCCAUCAUCCCCGCUGCCAAUGGCCACUGCUCGGCGCGUGCACUUGCUCGGUACUAUGCGGCGCUGGCAGCCGGUGGCGCCAUCCCUCCGCCACACUCCGGCAACUCCAAGCCGCCCCUUGGCAGCCACCUGCACACCCCCAUGUUCCCUACCGCUGAGCCCAAGAAGAAGAAGAAAGGGUCCACGAAGAAGGGCGGCAGUUCGCCAGAGAAAGGGGAAUACGCGCAGCUACGCACCAGCGACGCCGACAGCGAAGUUUUGACCGCAGCAGUGACGGGAAGCGCCAGCACGAUGUUCGCCAACAGCGACAUCCUGGACGCCUUCAUGGGCAUCGGCGACUACUCGGGCAUGAUCUACCCUAACGGCAAGUUCGGGCUUGGGUUCAGAAGGUAUGGCAGGUCCGGCAGUGCGCCGAUGGGGUUCGGGCACUCCGGCAUGGGCGGGUCGACGGGGUUCUGCGACCCUGAGCACGGGUUCGCCAUCGCCGUGACCGUGAACAGGAUGUCGCUGGGGAGUUCAACGCGGCGGGUGGUGCGGUUCGUGUGCGAGGAGCUGGGCGUGCCAGUGCCCGACGAGUUCUCUGUCUCCGGGGAGAAGGGCCCCGACAUGGUGCUCAACCUUGCACCACCGGCGCCGGAGUCAAACCCUAUGUAGGAAUUUUAAGGCAUGUUGAUUUCACGUUAGAUAUAAAAUACACAGCGCGUAUAAUUUCGACAAGGUGUUAUGUUGUACCUAUGAGAAUUUGAGAAUGUAUCCUGUGAACGAUGGGAAUGCAAAGGACAAUGAAACAAGGUUAAAGAAAGGAAACGCUGUGGCCUGUGGAAAUGCUUCGGUAAAUAGAGAAUUGGGCAUCUGGGCUAGAUGCAUAUGUUAAUAGUUGAGUGAAGCCUUUUGAACUA
Messenger RNA from Brachypodium distachyon (stiff brome), 3346 nucleotides. RefSeq lists its product as uncharacterized. The coding region runs from base 279 to 3101 and encodes 940 amino acids. The record is from RefSeq and is a predicted model, not a curated record. The transcript has 19 exons. Gene Ontology annotation, cellular component: endoplasmic reticulum; Golgi apparatus. NCBI's taxonomy places the organism in Eukaryota, Viridiplantae, Streptophyta, Magnoliopsida, Poales, Poaceae.